Molecule: messenger RNA, 198 nt
Organism: Racocetra fulgida
Lineage: Eukaryota; Fungi; Glomeromycota; Glomeromycetes; Diversisporales; Gigasporaceae
Source: the annotation of a GenBank genome assembly
AUUGUAUCGAAAGUCGUGAAGCAAUUGCUUUUGAAAUAAAAGAAAUUAUUGAUGAACCUGCUCACGGUUGGGGCGUUAAAGUCGAAAACAUCUUGAUUCGUGAUAUAGUAUUCUCUAAAGAGUUACAACAAACUCUUUCUUCCGCUGCUCAACAAAAAAGAAUUGGUGAAAGCAAAGUUAUCUUGGCUCAGGCCGAAG